GCUCAUUGGUGGAUGGCUGGCUGUGAUCGAUCCCGGGAAUUUCAUGGUCAAUGUUUUGUGACGGCGUCGAAAAGAAAUUUUUUUAUUGUUUGUUGAUUGAAAAAGUUGAGGAAUAUGGCCGGAUAUGAUACACAUAAUGAUGGACCUGGAUUUGUGGGGAUCAGGUUCUGUCAGGAGUGCAAUAAUAUGUUGUACCCGAAGGAGGACAAGGAGAAUAAGGUUCUCAUGUAUGCUUGCAGAAAUUGUGACUACAAACAACUUGCUGACAGCAACUGCAUUUAUGUCAACAAAAUUAUGCACGAGAUUGAUGAAUUGACUCAUAUUGUGGCUGAUGUUAUAUCUGAUCCAACACUCCCAAGGACUGAGGAGCAUCCUUGUCCCAAGUGUAAUCACCGAGAGGCUGUAUUUUUCCAGGCCCAAACCCGAAGAGCGGAAGAGGAAAUGAGACUCUACUACGUCUGCACCUCGGUCCACUGCUCUCAUCGUUGGACUGAAUAGAAAAUUUUCAAUCUCCUUUUGAUAUUUAAUGACUACCUAAUUAAUAUUUUAAUAGUUUAAAUGUUCCUGUAAAUAACGACGAAAUAAAUUUCUAUCAAUUUAUAA
Diachasmimorpha longicaudata is the source of this 603-nucleotide messenger RNA. RefSeq names its product DNA-directed RNA polymerase II subunit RPB9 (gene RpII15). Gene Ontology annotation, biological process: transcription-coupled nucleotide-excision repair; DNA-templated transcription; transcription initiation at RNA polymerase II promoter. The record is from RefSeq and is a predicted model, not a curated record. The transcript has 3 exons. Gene Ontology annotation, molecular function: DNA-directed RNA polymerase activity; nucleic acid binding; zinc ion binding. Gene Ontology annotation, cellular component: RNA polymerase II, core complex. Bases 115 to 498 code for a protein of 127 amino acids. NCBI's taxonomy places the organism in Eukaryota, Metazoa, Arthropoda, Insecta, Hymenoptera, Braconidae.